Molecule: messenger RNA, 2127 nt
Organism: Striga asiatica
Lineage: Eukaryota; Viridiplantae; Streptophyta; Magnoliopsida; Lamiales; Orobanchaceae
Source: the annotation of a GenBank genome assembly
CACGACCAAACCUCCCUGCUUUGCCUUCUCUACAAUUCUUACCAAUUUCAACUAUAAUUGCUUAUUUAUGUCAUCACCAUAAAAGCCCAGACGUUGCUAUGCUAUUAUCCCUUCCAUUUUGUUCAAAUCCAAAAGGGGUAAAAAAAAAACCCGUGCCUGCAGAUUUUCACGUGAACGAGGGUCCAAAUUCUCCUAUCCUAACAGAAACCUUAAUCCUCUUUAAACCCCUGCAAUUGGCUAUCUUAUUUCUGCUCUUCAGAUAAGACCCUCAAAUUUUUAGAUGCCAAGGUCCGUAUUUUCUCUGAUCUNCCUGAUUUUCUUUGAAUAAAUGUUGAUCAAGUGAACCCACCUCAAAGACCCGACCUUUUUCCUCAAAUCUUUCGUUACCCACAUUCGCAUUGCUCUGAAUUGUCAUGUGAUUGGCUUUUCUUGGUUGUCAGUGUGUUGUAAUUUGUAAAUGGCCUCAACAAUGCUGAACUUAGUGAAUUUGAAUUCUGUUAAAACCGCAAAGUAUGACUAUGUGGGCCUGAAGCCGUUGAAAGCGAAUCGGAAUAUUCUAUAUAUGAGGCCUCAUUCAACCAAAAUCACACGACGUGCCCUAAUGAUAAAGGCCGAUUAUCACGAUGGAUCAAUAAAGAAGACAAGGAUGAGUGACGAGGAGUGUGAGGCUGCAGUUGUUGCGGGGAAUAUUCCGGAAGCUCCUCCGGUGCCCCCCAAGCCAUCUCCGCCAGCUGGCACGCCGGUCGUGACCCACCUUCCACUUAAUCGGCGGCCACGUAGGAAUCGUAGGUCACCGGUGUUGAGGGCUGCAUUUCAAGAGACUAAUUUAAGUCCAUCCAAUUUGGUUUAUCCACUUUUCAUUCAUGAAGGUGAAGAGAACACCCCAAUUGGAGCAAUGCCUGGAUGUUCUAGGCUUGGCUGGCGACAUGGACUUGUGGAAGAGGUGUCUAAGGCUCGAGAUGUUGGUGUCAACAGCAUUGUGCUCUUUCCAAAAGUUCCUGAUGCUUUAAAGGCGAGUCUUUUUGGCAUUUUAUUGGCUACUUCUACAGGAGACGAAGCUUACAAUGAAAAUGGACUGGUGCCUCGAGCAAUACGGCUACUGAAAGACAAGUAUCCGGAUCUCAUUAUAUAUACUGAUGUUGCUCUUGAUCCAUAUUCCUCUGAUGGGCAUGAUGGCAUAGUAAGAGAAGACGGAGUUAUUAUGAAUGAUGAAACUGUGCAUCAGCUGUGUAAACAGGCAGUUGCCCAGGCUCGAGCAGGAGCAGAUGUUGUGAGCCCGAGUGACAUGAUGGAUGGUCGUGUUGGAGCUAUUCGGUCUGCCCUUGAUGCUGAAGGCUUUCAGCAUGUCUCGAUUAUGUCGUAUACUGCCAAGUAUGCCAGCUCGUUCUACGGUCCCUUUAGAGAAGCAUUAGACUCAAAUCCACGAUUCGGAGACAAAAAAACUUAUCAGAUGAAUCCAGCAAAUUACAGAGAAGCCCUUAUCGAAACACGUGAGGAUGAGUCUGAAGGGGCCGAUAUUCUUCUGGUGAAACCGGGUUUACCUUACUUGGAUAUAAUCAGGCUUUUGCGCGAUAAUUCUCCUUUGCCAAUUGCUGCAUAUCAAGUUUCGGGUGAGUACUCAAUGAUUAAAGCUGGGGGUGUUUUAAAAAUGAUCGACGAGGAGCGAGUGAUGAUGGAGUCGUUGAUGUGUCUUAGAAGGGCCGGUGCUGACAUCAUCCUGACGUACUUUGCUCUGCAAGCCGCGCGAUGCUUAUGUGGCGAGAAGAGGUGAGAGAAUGCAUGUGUAUGUGUGUAUCUGCUCAAAUUUCAAUACAGUUGUUUGCAGAAUUUUGAACUGUUAGUUUGUACUCAUGCAAUGUGUACUUUGGCAUGAAAAGAAUUUUCAUCAUAUUAAAUUAAGUGAGCAAGCCUCUGAGAUUUUUUUUCACUUUUUCAGUUGUUAUUUGUGAAUGAACAAAAACAAUUCUAAAUUGCUCCUAUUUCAAGUGGAUUUGGAAAUAAUUAGAGGUUUGAAAGAAUAAUUGAUGUGAAUGUAAAUACUAAAUAUGUACUUGUGUAAUAAUCAUAUCUAGAUUUUUUCUAAAAAAAAAAUAAUGCAGCUCCAGAUAAUAAUUUCAGAAAACCUCU